GGGCGCCCCUACUGGUGAGUCUGUGUGCACCUAUUAGUUCCUCCCUGCGCCCCUGUCGGUAGCUCCCUGGCGGCCCAGCGGGCGGUUGGGAAGGUUGGGACAUUGGGACGGAGCGCUUGGGCCCCGCCCCUCAGGCGCCUGACGCCUCCAUCCGCCACCCCGCGCGGCAGCGAAGCCGGAAGUGGGUUCCCCAAACAAACGGGAGGCGCAGUAGACUCCGUGCGAGUGGGAGCGCGGGAGCUCCGGUGACUUGCCGCCUACGACCCGCGCAGCUCCAGUGCCUCCGACCCACCCACCACCACCCCCGGGAGAAACGGCUGGACCAUGUCGAACAUGGAGAAACACCUGUUUAACCUGAAGUUUGCUGCCAAAGAGCUUAAUAGGAAUGCCAAAAAAUGUGAUAAAGAAGAAAAAGCUGAAAAGACCAAGAUUAAAAAGGCCAUUCAGAAGGGCAAUACAGAAGUUGCACGAAUACAUGCUGAAAAUGCAAUCCGCCAGAAAAACCAAGCAAUUAAUUUCUUGAGAAUGAGUGCCCGGGUGGAUGCUGUAGCAGCUAGAGUUCAGACAGCAGUGACAAUGGGCAAGGUAACUAAAUCAAUGGCAGGUGUAGUUAAGUCUAUGGAUGCUACAUUGAGGAGCAUGAACCUCGAGAAGAUAUCUGCCUUAAUGGACAAAUUUGAACACCAGUUUGAAACAUUAGAUGUUCAAACACAACAAAUGGAAGACACUAUGAGCAGCACUACAACAUUAACAACUCCACAAAACCAAGUAGAUAUGCUCCUUCAAGAAAUGGCAGAUGAAGCCGGCCUUGAUCUCAACAUGGAGCUCCCACAGGGUCAGACUGGUUCUGUUGGUGCAAGUGUUGCUUCAACAGAACAGGAUGAACUAUCACAGAGACUUGCCCGCCUCCGUGAUCAAGUGUAACACAAAGAACUUGAUGCUGCUGUUCACUACACUUACUUAUGAAACCUCCUGUGUAUCUCUGUGUGUGUGUGUGUAUGUAUGUGUGCGUGCAUAUAUGCGCCUACAUAGAUAUCUAUGGAAUACUCUUGGUAGAAUAAGAUGCUUUGGGCUUGUAGUUCUAUACAAAUAUGAUAAAAAGUUUGAGGGAGCUUUCAUUCUUACUGGACUUUGUAAUUCUGAACAGUAGAGGUUGAAAUGUGAAGGAUACCUUUUAUAAGUGUCUUAGGUUGAGACUAGAUUUUAACUCAUUCUUUUUGAAACAUCUUCAUUAGGCAUUGAGUUGAAAUUCUAGUACCACAAUACUUCAUCUCCUGUUUAGAAUUGUUAGUUACUAAGUUAAAACAUUUUAAAUCCCAUGUUCUUUUAUCUCCACAGAACUGAGGUUUUUUUUUUUUAAAUAGGAAAGGAAUAGGGCAAGGGAAUCUCUCUCUCUCUCUCUCUCUCACUCACACACACACACUCUCAUUUGCUCACAAAGCUCAGUACAUAUCAUUCCCCAUUUUGGGAUGAACAGUACUGUGUGCAUGUUGGUCUGCUUUUAGUCUGUAUUCAUAUUUUAAGCUCAGUCCAUAGGCAUUUUCAUAAGAUAUUAUGAUUUCUGUUUUGUGUGUGUGUGUGUGUGUGUGUGUGUGUGUUCUCUAAAAUCUUCAUGAAAUAAUCAUCUUCACCCAUAAUCACCUGGGAAAAAAGUGACAUAUUACUUCAUUUACAGGAAACAUUAAGACUCAUUCACAUUUGCUGUUUGCAAGAUCUAGUGGUUAACUCACAGUCAUAUUUGGACUUCCAUACUUCUCUCUCCAAUGAAAUGAUAAAAUUGAGAAAUUGUCCCGUCAGAUUUUUAUUAGCCAAUAUUUUUAUGUUAAUUUACAUAGAACUCUUACCAUGCACAUUCCCAGGGACUGUUGUUGAUUCAUUUGACCUGUUUUGUUUUAAACAAGAAUUUUGAGAGCAAAGAACUCAGUAGUGCUAUUCUUGAAACUAAAUGUGUUAGUAGAGUAUGUCUUAAAGCAGCACCUCAUUACUCAUUGGGAAUCUUAGGUGAAUUGGGGUAUUUUAAGUUUGGCCAUACAAGCAACAUAAACACUCAUCUAGUUAAGUGGAAGUUAAAAUGGUUUGAGGGUAUUCGGGGUAGGAGUGGGAGGGGACUGAGUCACUGAAUUUAGUUGUCCAGGUGUCCGUUCAGCCUCUUAGAAUGGCCGGUUUAGUUUAUUAAAAUGUGCAAUUUUAACAUGAAGCUAUGAUGUUUUACUUUAGCAGUCACAAAAUGGUGGCCGAACAGUGAAUUAUUAAUACAUUGUAGCAAGUACACAAAAGGAGGUUGAAUGAGUACAGUGAUUUGCGGGGAGGGGGGGGGAUUUAUCCCCCUAAUGAAAGAUUUCCCCAUAAAAGAAUUUCAUUGCUGUUCUUUUAUUUUUCCAAAUAAGAAAGUUUUAUUGAGGAAUGAUUCUCCCUGUCGUGAGUCACAAACGCAUUCGAAGUGCAAUUACAAGAGCCUUUUGCCAGACCUUUUUAGCCAAGUGUUACCCAUUCAUCCAAAGUAUUCUCCACUGUGAAUGAGAAUGUGUUUGAAUGAAAAAUACAUGAACAAGUACAUGCAAUGAGAAAUAGCUGUGGUGUUUGUUGAGCACUAGGCACCAUGUAUACAAGUUUCUUGGUAUGUGACUAGGAUGUUUCUGUUUCUAUGCAGACAGCCUGCAUUUUGUUAUAUGAGUGAUUCUUUUUUUCUCUGUAUGAAAGUGGUUGGUGUGUUUGUUUCCAUUGAAAUAUUCUAGGGAGCCAGAGAAGAGAAUUAUCACAGACCGAAAUGCCUAUGAAGUAGAAACUCUCCUUAUUUUCCAUUGUUGAAGUAUGUAACUUGUUCUUUUGACUUGGGUAAAAAGAUUAUAAUUAAAAAUCUGUUAACUUGUGGGUACCUCUUAUUUGAAUCUUUAAACCAUCAAUCCAAA
Molecule: messenger RNA, 2909 nt
Organism: Trichosurus vulpecula (common brushtail)
Lineage: Eukaryota; Metazoa; Chordata; Mammalia; Diprotodontia; Phalangeridae
Product: charged multivesicular body protein 1b-2
Exons: 8
Coding region: 325-924 (199 amino acids)
Biological process (GO): endosome transport via multivesicular body sorting pathway; late endosome to vacuole transport; protein transport
Cellular component (GO): ESCRT III complex; multivesicular body
Source: RefSeq, a predicted model, not a curated record